Messenger RNA from Suricata suricatta (meerkat), 4795 nucleotides. RefSeq names its product FERM domain containing 6 (gene FRMD6). The record is from RefSeq and is a predicted model, not a curated record. Gene Ontology annotation, cellular component: cytoplasmic side of apical plasma membrane; cytoskeleton. The coding region runs from base 268 to 2136 and encodes 622 amino acids. The transcript is spliced from 14 exons. Gene Ontology annotation, biological process: positive regulation of hippo signaling. Lineage: Eukaryota; Metazoa; Chordata; Mammalia; Carnivora; Herpestidae.
CGAGCACUCGUCAAGCUGCCGGGGCCGACGGGCUGAGAGGAGCCGGGCUGGCGCGGCGCAGGCAGGAAGGGGCGAGGAGCUACGAAGAGUCCGACGCCUGGUGCUCCGGGCUUUCUGCGAGCUAUGAAACCUACGUAGUGGGACAUCAUGCUGCUUCUCCCAUAGGGCGUGUGAUGAGGAGCAGAGUUUGGCUUUGGAGUGCUCGGAACCAGAGGAAUUGCCGAGGACUCGGAGCCCAGCCCUGACCACUAGAGAGCCCACAACACAAUGAACAAAUUGAAUUUCCAUAACAACAGAGUCAUGCAAGACCGCCGGAGUGUGUGUAUUUUCCUUCCCAAUGAUGAAUCUCUGAACAUCAUCAUAAAUGUUAAAAUUCUGUGUCACCAGUUGCUGGUCCAGGUGUGUGACCUACUCAGGCUAAAGGACUGUCACCUCUUUGGACUCAGUGUUAUACAAAAUAAUGAACAUGUCUAUAUGGAGUUGUCACAAAAGCUGUAUAAAUAUUGUCCAAAAGAAUGGAAGAAAGAGGCCAGCAAGGUACGACAAUACGAAGUCACUUGGGGUAUUGACCAGUUUGGACCUCCUAUGAUCAUUCACUUCCGCGUGCAGUACUAUGUGGAAAACGGCAGACUGAUCAGUGACAGAGCAGCAAGAUACUAUUAUUACUGGCACCUGAGAAAACAAGUUCUUCAUUCUCAGUGUGUGCUCCGAGAAGAGGCCUAUUUCCUGCUGGCAGCCUUUGCCCUGCAGGCUGAUCUUGGGAACUUCAAAAGGAAUAAGCACUAUGGAAAAUACUUUGAGCCGGAGGCUUACUUCCCAUCUUGGGUUGUUUCCAAGAGAGGGAAGGACUACAUCCUAAAGCACAUUCCAAACAUGCACAAAGAUCAGUUCGCGCUGACAGCUUCCGAGGCUCAUCUCAAAUACAUCAAAGAGGCCGUCCGACUGGAUGACGUUGCGGUUCAUUACUACAGACUGUAUAAGGAUAAAAGGGAAAUUGAAGCUUCUCUGAUGCUUGGACUGACCAUGCGGGGAAUACAGAUUUUUCAGAAUUUAGAUGAAGAGAAACAAUUACUUUAUGAUUUCCCCUGGACAAAUGUUGGAAAGUUGGUGUUUGUGGGUAAGAAAUUUGAGAUUUUGCCAGACGGCUUGCCCUCAGCCAGGAAGCUCAUCUACUACACAGGGUGCCCGAUGCGCUCCCGACACCUCCUGCAGCUUCUGAGUAACAGCCACCGCCUCUACAUGAAUUUGCAGCCUGUCUUGCGCCACAUCCGGAAGCUGGAGGAGAACGAAGAGAAGAAGCAGUACCGGGAGUCCUACAUCAGCGACAGCCUGGACCUGGACGUGGACCAGCUGGAGAAGCGGUCCCGGGCCAGCGGCAGCAGCGCGGGCAGUGCCAAGCACAAGCGCCUGUCCCGCCACUCCACCGCCAGCCACGGCAGCUCGCACACGUCUGGCAUCGAGGCGGACACCAAGGCCCGGGACGCGGGGCCGGAGGACAGCUACUCGGGCAGUGCCAUCCACCGCAAGCUGAAGACCUGCAGCUCCAUGACCAGCCAUGGCAGCUCCCACACCUCUGGCGUAGAGAGCAGCGGCAAGGACCGGCUGGAGGAGGACCUGCAGGACGACGAAAUAGAGAUGUUGGUUGAUGACCCCAGGGACCUGGAACAGAUGAAUGAAGAGUCUCUGGAAGUCAGCCCAGACAUGUGCAUCUAUAUCACUGAGGACAUGCUCAUGUCACAGAAGCUGAAUGGACACUCUGGGUUGAUUGUGAAAGAAAUUGGUUCUUCCACCUCAAGCUCCUCAGAAACAGUUGUCAAGCUUCGUGGCCAGAGUACAGAUUCGCUUCCGCAGACCAUAUGUCGAAAACCAAAGACCUCCACUGACCGACACAGCCUGAGCCUUGAUGACAUCAGACUUUACCAGAAAGACUUCCUGCGCAUCGCAGGCCUCUGUCAAGACACUGCUCAGAGCUACACUUUCGGGUGUGGCCACGAACUGGAUGAGGAAGGCCUCUACUGCAACAGCUGCUUGGCUCAGCAGUGUGUCAACAUCCAAGAUGCUUUUCCAGUCAAGAGAACCAGCAAAUACUUUUCUCUGGAUCUCACUCAUGAUGAAGUUCCAGAGUUCGUUGUAUAAAGUACGGCUGUGCAUAGGUAGCCACACAGGCAGCCUGCUGGAUGGAGGCUGGAGGCUGGAGAAGCCACGGGUUCUCUCUUUAAUUAUUGUGCCAUAUUUUCUUCACCCCACAACGUAGCUCUUUCUUUAUAUUUGCAAUGGAAGUAAAAGCCUUGGGACAAUUGCACUUUAAGUAUUACACAGAGAGAAAAGAACUACAGAGAAUGUACAGCAAGACAAGUGCCCAGAAGUUCAUGAUCCUUUGGAAGGAAAUGUGCUUUACUGGUUACCAAGCCUUCGGCAUAUUGAACUGUGGUGUGUUUCUCCGUCAUUUUGUUUUUCAAUUUGAUUAUACAACAUCACAUUUUUUUAUCAUGUGAAAGAUUUUGUUAAGUUGAUUUGUUUGCUUGUAAAAAAAAUUUUUUUUUGUCACUCCCUCAUGCAUAUGGUUUGAGGGAAGAGAGAAAGAAGAGUCUCUCCUUUUAACGGAAAGACCAUUGCCUAGUACAUAGCCAUUGCCGCCUCGCUGGGGCUGUCCCAAAGUGAACACUGAUGAAGUGGUCAAAAUCUUGUAGUUCUAGCAAGCCAAAGAUAUGUACAUAACGGAAACGCAGCCCAGGGCCAGGAAGACAUGAAUGAAGCAAUAACCAGAAGGCUAUGUGUGCUGUGAUGCCUUUGACUCAUUCACGCCUAGGCAGGGCCCUGUCCUCCUCCUGCUCUUCUCGAAACCUCUAGGACCCUGCUGCAUUUCUCAUCCAAGUAACCCACUAGUUGUGUUCAUGUCAUCAUGCAUUUUGUAGAGUUUACAAAACCAGUUUCUGUUGAAACUCUGGAAACGUCUUAGAAAAUGUUUGUGCUUGGUGUUUUGUUUUUUAAUCAAGAACAAAUUAUGGUAAUGCUUGUUUCUGUUUAACCAAAAUACCCUAACUAUACAUAUAUGUUAUACAUAUAUAAAUACCUGAGGUAGUGCGUGUUUAUAUGUGUUUAUAGCUUGCUAACUCUUCAUUUUGGCUUCCAUGACUGUUGUUGUGUGUAUCAUCUUUCUUGUUUAAUAUGGAGGACGUGUCACUGAAUGAAUGAUACCUACAGACAAUCAGUUAAUAUAUGCAGAGGUGAGAACGACUGUUUUCUCAUGUGUCUCUUGUGAUUCUCAACCCUGGUUGCACAACAGAAUUAUUUGGGGAGCUUUAAAAGCAAUAACUGUUUGGAUCCCACUUCAGACCAGUGAAAUCAGUCUGUCGCAGUGAGGUCCAGGUGGAAUUGCCUUCCCCUUUAAAGCUCUCCAGAUGGAGCCAGUAUGCUCCGGCGGUGAAAACCACUGCUCCAGAGGGUGUCUUUUUGUUAAUUUUGAAGUUAAGGUAUGCAGAGAAUGUCAGUGUUUGAGAAAGGGCCAUUUAUAAGGCUGUUACUGCCACCACUGUUAGGGUAUAUAAUGAACCAAGUCAGGAGAGUGAACUCAUUAACCUUUAGACGUGCAGUAACGAUGUUCGCACUUCGGGAGAGAACUCUCGCACAAUGUCUUUGUACAAGAUGUUUGUAAUGAUUUCGUAUUUUACGACAUUUGUUUACCAUAUUUUGAUACACCAUUUUUUCUAUCUGCCAGGUUUUCUUAAAAAAAAGAAAAGACUAUAAUUUUCUAAAGAAACAGUCAUAUUUUUAUACAAAAUUAAGUUUUCAGGUAACAAAGAAAUAGAUUUAGGGUACAGCAGAACAUGCAGUGCUCCCCAGGGAGGGGGAGCCGGACAAGCCUCACCCUGCUGCCCUCGGCCGCCCGCGUGCAGAGGGGCAGGCCAGUGUGGACACUGCAGCCCCGGUCAAAUCAGUUCAACCCGACACCUGGAAAAAGGAACAGAAGUUCUAUAGAGUUUUGUAGUCAUGCAAUUAUUUUGCUUUUAUCAAAAGUUUUAAAAGAACCAAAGUUUUCAGAUACCAGAAUGUACAAGUGUCUCAGUCUUCUGUAGGGAAGGGUAGAAGGAUCAUCCGAUGACAGCUUCCUGUAUAAGUAAGUCAUUAAAUAGUCCACCGUUUCUUCUAGAUGCUUUGAGACAGUUCCUAGGAAGAGCCCAGAUUAUAAUGUGGUGCAUUUCCUUGGCUCUUAGUGUUUCUUGUAAACAUUGAGGCAAAAGUAUAUUUAAUUAAGUAUGUAGUGCUUUAUUUUCUCUGUCCUUCAACCAGAAUCAGGUCUUCAGGGUUUUGCCAGCAUUGUUGGUGGGUUUGCACACCCUCUUUCUAAUUGGGUUUAUGAGUAGUCUUGUAGGUUUUCAAAAAUGAAACAUGCUAGGGAACAUUUUUGCUUUUUGAUCCUCUAUUUGCAGCAGAAUUAUAUAUAUGUAUAUGAAAAUCCAUUUUGGUUAUCUACAUUUUGUAUUUGGAAAUUGUUUUAAAAAAUAAAAAAGGAAAAGAAACGUAUGAAGCUGUUAUUUAUUCUGCAUUUGUUAAUGUCAUUGCUAAUCAGUGUGCCGGGUUGGUGUAUACUGCCUCAGCACAGCAACAUUUGUAUUUGCAACAAUGAGCUUUAUAUCUACAUAAACUGUAAAUAAUCCUUUCUGUGAAAGGAUCAUCAUAUCAGGAAGAUACCAAAAGUGUGUAAAAGAAAACUGCAUUAUUUUGUAAUGAUUUCUUAUAGGCAUUUCAUGGUAAGAUUAGCAGUCAAUAAAGUUACUUUUUAUUUGUCUUUAAA